This is a messenger RNA of Erigeron canadensis, 1011 nucleotides long. RefSeq lists its product as uncharacterized. The transcript is spliced from 3 exons. The record is from RefSeq and is a predicted model, not a curated record. The coding region runs from base 1 to 1011 and encodes 336 amino acids. Lineage: Eukaryota; Viridiplantae; Streptophyta; Magnoliopsida; Asterales; Asteraceae.
AUGGCUCCACCUCCACCAAAGGAUGCUAGAAACUUCACGCCAUGGGGGCUCGACCAAGACAACAUUCUCGAGGACAUUAGACCCGAAACUCAAGAACCAAAUGAUGUUAAUCAAGACCAAGACGAAGAUGAAUAUGAGGAGGUUCAAGAAGUUGACGCGCGUGGAAAGAAAAAGGAAGGCCCGAAAAAACGUGAGAGUUGGAAUGACGAACAAGAGGUUGCGUUGGCUCAAGCUUGGAUCCAAAUUUCGGAAUGUAAAAAAUUUGGGAAUGAGCAAAAAGCGGAAGGUUUUUGGAAGCGGGUUCUCGAGCAUUAUGUUAGUCAAAUGGGGGGCACUACACGAACCGUCCAUGGUAUUUUGCCAAAGUGGAAAACGAUGAAUGAUGCUAUGGGUCUCUACAACGGUAUUCACAUCCAAGUGAAACGAGUCAAGGGUAGUGGGUGCAACGAUUUGGACAUUCAAAACGAGGCGAUGAGAUUGUACAAGAAGCGAACCAAAAAAGAUUUUGGUCAUAUGGAAGCAUGGAAGGUCGUGAAUACUCACGACAAAUGGAAAGAUCAAGAGUGUUUUGCCGAUAUUUUGGCGACCGCGGGAAUCAUAAAUAAGGCGGCUAGUUCUUCUUCAAAAAGAAAGUCGACGGAGUAUGAUUCGGCUAGCAAUGAGAACAUCCUUUCCGACAUGAACGAAGACCCAUCUCCUCCCUUUGUUUCUUCCUCCAAGUCAAGAAAAAAGCAAACCACGACUUCCUCCUCUCAUGAUAUUGUAGCCCAUGAUAUUAGCGCCUACACGCACGAAAAGCGUGAUUAUUUGGUGCUUAAGCGCAAAAAGGAUCAAUUGGCGAAAGAUUUCUGGGCUACACAAAUCGAUGCCUCGAAGUCGAAGUCUCGACAAAGGAAUUUGAAGUUUUUUACCGACUCUCAUGCCCACAUCACCGAUCCGUAUCAACUCGAACUCAUUCUUCAAGAGAAACGUGAAAUCGCCGAAAAGUACGGAUGGAAAUGUAACUUUUAG